ACAUUUUAAGAUAUCUGUCGUACAAGCAUUGUUAACGUCAAUUUUUCUGUUCUGGUUCAGUUCUGGUUAUUAACAAAUAUACAAUAAAUAAAUUAAAUUUUAUUAAUUGAUAUAUAAAUUGAAAUAUAGAACUUUUAAGAACUUACGUGUGGAGUCUGUUAUUUUUGUAUCCAAUUUGUGUAUAUAAUAGUUAAAUUUUCAAAGUUAAGACCAAGGUUAGAAUUGUCAAUUUGGUUUGAUUAAUAAAUAAAUUUAUUAAUAAAUGAUAGAUUAAUAAAUUUUUUGAACCAUUGUAUAUUAAAAUGCUGUUAUUUUUUUUUACUAUAUUGAAAAGUAACUUUUUCAAUUAACAUGAAAUAUCAUUGUGACAAAAUAUCAUAGUUUAUAUUCUACAAAGAAAAUGGGAAGAAUAUGUAUCGUUCGAAAUUGUAAUGGAGGAAAGAAUGAUAAUAAAACUGAAGGACCUCACAUUACUCUUUUUAGUGUACCAAAGGAUCCAGUACUUUUUGAUGCUUGGAAGUCGAAUCUUCCAGAGCUUCGAAAGCCUUUAAGUACUUCAUGUUAUGUUUGUGAAAAACAUUUCCAUCCAAGUGAUAUAUUAUCUCAUUACACACAUAAAUUAUCAACAAAUAUAUGGACUUAUUCUCGGGGCUUGAAGCAAUUAAAGCCCAAAGCUGUUCCUAUAGUUUCCAAUAACAGUGUGACUGUAGAUGAUACAAUGAUACAUGAUCAGCAUCACAGUGUUGAAAAUUCAAACACCAACGAAAAAAAUACUGAUGUCGAAAUUGAAUCCUCAAUAUGUACAAUUAACUCAAAUAAUAAUCAUUCAAGUGGUCCAAGUGUAUUAAAUGAAAAAGAUACUUUAAAUGAUGAUACCAUGGAAGUCCAAGAAAUACAAAACAAAAAGUAUAAAUCCGAAGUAUCAUUUAGUUUUGAUUCUUUAAUUGAAAAUUUAGACACUAUAACAUAUUCGAAAGGAUGCAGAUGGAGUUAUACAAUUACAUCUGAUAAAAAAAAGAUUAUUUUUGUAUCGUCUCCAUCUGAUGGUAUUUUACGACGAGUUGAUAUAUAUUCUAAUCUGUCUACUAAUGUUAUAAUGGAUUGUAUUCUUGUUCCUCAAAAGCAUUUACCUGAUCGAUUCAAAAAUAUAGAUGAAAUUAUUGAGUUUUUAACAAUAGUUUACAAUUGGAAUUUAUGUCUAACUCUGAAAAAUUCAAACAGAUUUAUUCAUGAUGGUGUUUGUGAGGCCAUUGCUCCAAAUAAUGAAAAUUUUUUAGGUCGAAGACGUCUUAGAUGUAUGCCUUGUGUCUUAAGACGAGAAUCUAAGCAAUGUCAAAAUCUUGAUAAACAAAUUAAACAAGAAAAGAAAUCUUUAAAAGUUUUAAAUCAAAAAGUGAGAAGAUAUAAGAAAAAGAUUGUAACACUUGAAGCACAUGUUCAUGAUUUAUGGGACUCAAAAGAGUAUAAUUGAAAUAUGUAGAAGUUCAAUCCUUUUUCCUCCCAAAAAAUUAUAAAAAGAUUGUUAAGAAAUGACUCGUAUUGAAAGAAAGUAUUGAAAAAAAAAUUGAAAUUCCGUUGACAUAUCUAAUUAACUAACUUAUACUAUUAAUCACAAUUGCACCUGUUUUGUGCAAAAGGUAAACAUAAUCAUACAUGCUAAACUGAAUAAGAGUGAUCAAGAGGCACGGUAGUGCCUCGAGUCAAGUAUGAGAAAGAAAUAUAUAUGUGUUGAUGAGAAUAUGUGUGAGAUGAGAUUAACUACUACUACCGUGCCUUAUUAUACAUCAAAUAUUUUGUCCCCUUCCGUCGCAAAUCUUUUAGAAAUUCAAUUAAAAUGUGAUAGAGUUGAAUGAGGAUGUUGAGGUUUGGUAAUGAUCCCAUAAAUCGAUGUCAAGCUUUUUUUUAAAAAAAAAAAUCAGUUUUUUUUAUUGCGGUAAUAUAUAUUUAAAGCAUAAUUGAUAUUUACGGUCUUUGCGUUUUUAUCAAAUCGACCAGAUUUCUUCCGUUCAGUUGGUAAAACUUUACAAUUACUUCUCUUCUCUUUUUUUAGUGUUUAUAUUUUGGCUGCACUGCGCAGUAUGUUAUUAUUCAUGGAGUUUAACAAGGAGGGUAAUCUGUGACGUCACACUGUGUAUUGGCAUAGGGAGCCAAUUUAUUUAUUCUUUAGUUUUUGGUAAAUAUGGCAUUAUUUUUUCAAGUAUUUCGAUGGGGUAUUUUGAAAAGCCGAACAUCAUUUUCCAUAAGAGCCUAUGUUUAACCUCAAAAAAAGGACCAUCUUUAACAGUUAAUUAAUAAAAAAAACAUCUUAUAACAAAAAAUCUGAUUAAAGAAAAGGGUGUAUCGUUAUUUCAAUUAUCUACUCUAUAAAAUUCGUGAAAUCGUCAUUAUUUUUAAUUUUCCCUGGUUGUACCUUAACACAGUUAAAAGCCAGAGUUUACACUCCUUAUUCACCUUCAUGGAGAAUGGAGAUUGAUGGAGAUUAAUUAAUUUCUGGUAAUAAGUGGUAUUGCAUUUAAAAAGCCUUGCUUUAGAAAAUAUAUGCAAUAAAAUUCCAAUGAGAGUUACCCUGGUAGAAAUAUUUCUCCGACUUUUCUCCAACUUUUCUCCGCCAUUUCUCCACUUCUUUACGAAAAUGACCCAUAGUUGGAGAAAUGGUGGACAAAUUGCUCCAACCUUUCUCCAACCAAAAAUUUACUCCAACUUUCUUCCAACUUUUUUCCGACUUUUCUCCAACUUUUUUUCGCCAUUUCUCCAACCUGAAAUUUACUCCAACUUCUUUCCAACUUUUCUCCAACCAUGGGUCAUUUUCGUAAAAAGGUGGAGAAAGUUGGAAAAAAGGCGGAGAAAGUUGGAAAAAGUUGGAGAAAUAUUUCUACCAGGGGUGUGUUGGUCAAAAAUAAUAGUUUUAAAACAGUUUCGAAAAAAAUAAAAACAACAGAAGAAUAAUCAUUUUCAAUAAAACUCUUGAAAAUCUCAGAAUAUAUAUCCUGAAAAAAAUUAAAUAUAGAUCUAAAUAGAUGUGUUGCCGUAGAUUUGUCCGUCAAGCGCAUUUAUAUGGGAAAAAUUCGACUCACAGAAGAAAAUGAUAGAAUUUAUAAUUUAUUCAAUAAUUCAAUUGAAAAAAAAAUAUUCCAUCUACAAUAGACAGAUGCAAUAAUUCAAUUGAAUAAUACAAUUUCUAAUCCAACAAAUGAAUCAACAAAUAAUUCUCAAAUGCAUAAAUUGGCAUUAAAAAUAGUUGAUAAUCCACAAGAAUUAAUGAUCGAACAACAUCUUCAAAUAUCAGUUGAGCCAAAUUGCAUGGAAGAAAUAUUAUUAUUUAGGUUACCACAAAAAAAAAUAUUAUGUUAACAAGAUAUCCCGAGAUGAAAUUUUGUCUCUGAAAACAGCCUCCGAAAACUCUGCAGCCUUUAAACACAGCUGUCUCUAAAGUGGAUAAAUCAAAGUAGUUCAGAGAAAUUCUUCAGAAAUCAACGUCGAGAAGAAAAUUUUUCCACUCAUUUCUCCGCAUAGGUCAACUUGGAAAAAAUUCG
Messenger RNA from Aphidius gifuensis, 3533 nucleotides. RefSeq lists its product as uncharacterized. NCBI's taxonomy places the organism in Eukaryota, Metazoa, Arthropoda, Insecta, Hymenoptera, Braconidae. The transcript is spliced from 5 exons. Bases 401 to 1471 code for a protein of 356 amino acids. The record is from RefSeq and is a predicted model, not a curated record. Gene Ontology annotation, molecular function: sequence-specific DNA binding.